AGGGUGAUUAUAAUGACGUUCCGUGCGGCCUUAAGUUAAUUUAGUUAUUUGUUGCGCGAUGUUAGUCUCAAAUUGCACUCGUCGUAUUUAUCCAACUCGGCGAGCCUCGUUGGAUAAAUGUACAACUCGUGCUGAAAAAAUCAUCAAUUUGCAACUUUGCCUAAAUAACUAUUGUUGUACCAACGAUUUCUCCAUACUUCAAUAGGUAACGAUAAUGUAAAAAACUGGAUACCCCAAAUAUAAUUGCAACAAUUGGAGUCUCAACUGUAUUGGGCUUAGUUCCUUAUCAAGGGUUGGAGAGGGUGGCACGACACCUGAACCGACCGACCACAACACUCAUCACGUGACGGGUGGUCUCUCGCACUAAAUAAUAGUGUUGAAAUGGUUACAUUUGUGGUGUCCAGUUUGUUACCAGCGUUUGACCUGUGCGGCGGAGACAACUCCAAAUGUUGCCCAGUAAGAGCAAGAACAAAAAAUCAAUUGUCGACUUCGUUUCGCAUUGGAAAACUUUGCCAUAAUGAGGUUUCUGGAAACAGUUGUAAUUUUGAUAUGUUGGUUUCUCACCGAUUUAGAGAUCGCGACAGCCGAACGACCCAGUUUUCGGAUACUGGCCCCAAAGUUCAUCUGUGGACAGAUGAAAGCAUCGAAUAGCAGCGACACCGGAAGUGCAUCAGCGCCUCAGCAGAUCACCAUAGGUCUGCAAACAAAGGGAGGUCAAAGGUUGCACUAUGACGUGACGGUGCACUUCGAGCUGUUAAACGGUAUCGUGAGUCAAAGGCACACGUUACUGCUCUGGAAAAGUGUCCGUCAGCUGGAGAAACGGUUCAAGGCGGAACGCGAGCUCAUCUCGGAAGGUAAUCAGAUCACGAUUCCCAACGAGGAUUUGGUACCCGGAGUCAUUUACACCUUCAACGUGGUUGCCAGUGAUCUAGAGGGAGCUAGAAGUCAGGACCAGAACUUUACGGUGACCUAUCGGGGAAAGCAUGCUCGGGCUGCCCUGGUUCAGGAAGGAUCUUCCUCCAUUGGGGAUGUGUCCUUGCUGCUGUUGGGAUCGGAAGUUACUUAUCCGGAUGUACCGUUCACCGUGACGGCGAAGGUGGUUUUCUGUCGACCAAGGAACGACUACAAGUUCAAAUGGACAGUACAAGGACUGGACGAAGCCCUAGCAGCAUUGAACACCAGCUCGGAUGUCCUAGAAAUACCCGCCGGAAAUCUAUCGCCGGGCAAGAAUUACAUCAUAAAUGUAACGGUUGUUGAAUCUACCACCGGAAAGAACAUUGUUGCGGCUAACAUGAAGCUCAACGUCCUAAAUCGCGGCUUGAGAGGGAAGAUCUUCCCAAUUGACGCAACAACUGGAUUUGCCCAAACGACCGAAAUACGCACCGUGUUCAACGACAGGAAAAUAUCCAAUGUGAACUGGAGCUGCAAAGAUUCCUCGGGAGAUGGGAGCUGUUCGGAAGAUUUACUCGUCUCUAAGAACAGUGCGACAAUUUCGUUUAUCAAAGAAUCGAAAUAUACGAUAUCCGUUGCAGUUGAAGGCCUCCAACUUGAUUCUCACAUAAAAGUUAAUUCCAAGUCAACUGUUUCGGUGGUCCUGCAGUCGCUACCACCAAUGUACCUGUUUCUCGGUCAACGUUACGAGAUACCGGUUGAUGUGAGUGGGCUUUUCCCAAAGUGCACCAGUAAUUGGACCGUCGUAAAACAAGAAGGUUUCGCGUACUUUGACUCCACUUCAAUGGGUGGCAUUGGAGGUGUUCGUAUCAAUGACAUUGAGGAAAAUUUCCUCUCCGAGCUGGUAGACUACGGGAACGAUACAGUAACUCGUGAAGUCACGCUCAUCAUUCCGGAUGCUGCUCAAAAGUGGGACGGACUUGUACCUGAUGCGUCAUACAAGUUUAGAUUAAUCACGCAGUGUCCGGAACCGAUCGACGACAGCGUAGAUUCUAAAGUUCCACGUGGCACAGUUACCAGCCAUUGGGACAUGAUCUUGGAAACGAACGCUCCACCGAAAGGACUUCCUCUCGAAGUCAUCCCAAACGAAAACGGGACAGCUCUCAACACAUUUUACACCUUCUCUACGGGAAUGGCACUGGAACGGGAAACAGAUUUCCCGCUGCGAUACUCGUAUUGGUACUCCGUCGAAGGAAACUCGAUCAACUUUGCUAGCUAUUACGAAGUGAUGUCUGCGGAGACUCAACUACCGUACUCGAAAGGUGGCGUUACUACAUUCUACGAAGUGUGUGACUCGCGAUCUGCCUGUUCCCGCAUCGAUGGACCGAAGGUUUCCUUGCUACCCAAUACGAACUUGAACCAAGAAGAUCUAGAGCACCGUAUUGACAGCGUCAAGAACAGUUUUCUUCGGGGUAACAUUAUCGAGGCAACCAAAUUAGCGUUCGAUGCUGUUGUCACCCUGAAGAACCAAGACUCCAAAGAUUAUAGCGACUUCUACACCAAGAUCAUGUCGGUCAUAGAAGUCCAAACGGCCAUAGUUGAGGAGAACUUUGCCGAUCGGUCGCGAUUCAUGUCGGCGUCCGAUAUUCUUCAAUUUGCGAAACAGGUGAAGGUCCUUGUCGACUUCGGGCAUACCGGUUCUUACCUGCUGAGUCUGCUGCUGGAGUUGAUUGAUGCCGUCGAGUAUGGCCCAACUCGUGAAACCCGUCAAGUUAAUCCAGCUCCUGCUACAAACACGGCAGGCGUGAAACUUGAUCUCUACGAGAGCCAGAUAAUGUCCAAAAACGAUUCGGAAUCAAAGCAACAGCUGCUCGGGUACAUCCCGAUUGCGACAGAGCAGUUCUGCACCAAUAAACAGGGUGGAUACUCCGGAAAAUUGGUGACGCUGGACGUGAUGAGGUGGAGCGCAUCGUCCAAAAAUCCUCUUCAAGACGGUGUCCGGAUUCCGGAUAAUGUGACUAGUCCGAUGGCCGCGACUGUGAAGACAUCCGAAGUUCCAACGGUACCCGUCUCAGCGACUGGUGUAGCGUAUUACUGUCUAGCCAAGAUAUGGUUCCGAUCGGAUGUGCUCACUUCGGAACCCAUGGUCGGAAUGUACCGUGCUCUGCUGUUGGUGGUUGAUAAGACUGGAGCGUGGAAACAAGUCGAAUGGAAAGAUGGAAGGUAUCUGUGGAACGUUUCUUUGGCUGCCGGGAACAGUUCCGGAAGUUAUAAGUGUGAAGUGAUGACGACAGAUUUGAAGUGGGAUGCUGUCCUGUGCGAGAGUUCGUCCAUAGAUAGUUUUCUGAAAUGCAACUGUAGUGAGAUGAACUACAUCAGGGUGAUAACGAAAAAACCAAACGAAACCACUACGGCUACAACUUUACCAACAACUGCAAUCGUCACACCAGUAGAUACAACAACUUCGGUGACAACAACAGUAAAUCUUGCGGAAAGUACAACCGACACUGACAUACUAACGUUCGCUCCAUUGUCCACUAAUUCUCCACCCACAAGUAUUUCAAUAGGUGUUUCAACAACACCACCAACCACCACUCUCCCUAACCUAACCUCAACUGCAGCAACUAUUGCAUCCGCUGUAACUACCCAAUCUCCCACAACAGUUACGCCGUCAAUCAAUACAACAGCAAUCACCACCACCACAUCCAACACACCGCCAACCACCUCCAACCCAAACACAACCCUCCAGCAAGCCGACCAACUGCAGGCCAACAUAACCCUAGGUCACCUGGGCGGAGGCGGUGGAGGAGCCGGUCCCCUCGAGUACUCCAUCAUCGGUGCACUGGUGCUCUGUGCAGCAUUGACCGUUGCCGCCCUAGUGCUCUACCGCCGGCGACGACAUACCACCUCGCUGACCGAAGAACUGCAAGGCAUUGUCGCCCGGGUAAGGUCCCAUUCGCUCCCGGUGCGCUACGCCCGGUUUCAGGACGAACACAACAUGAACGGGGACAACGUGUCCACCAUUUCCGACACGGUUACUAUUUGAGCGGAUGUCAUGAAAAUCGCACCUCAAUUAAAUUUCGGGAAAGCUUACCAUAGUUGUGAGAAAUGUUUUAGUGUAAUACAAUAGGAAUGAACUGUAAUUUGUUGUAUUUAAAUGUUUUAUUGUUUCAACGUGAUGCUGCGUAUAUGCGUUUAUAUGUAAUGUAAUACAGUUAAGUAAAAUUAUACCUUAAUUUUAAUCUGGAA
This is a messenger RNA of Aedes aegypti (yellow fever mosquito), 4140 nucleotides long. RefSeq lists its product as uncharacterized. The coding region runs from base 518 to 3937 and encodes 1139 amino acids. NCBI's taxonomy places the organism in Eukaryota, Metazoa, Arthropoda, Insecta, Diptera, Culicidae. The transcript has 6 exons. The record is from RefSeq and is a predicted model, not a curated record.